Messenger RNA from Staurois parvus, 2416 nucleotides. NCBI's taxonomy places the organism in Eukaryota, Metazoa, Chordata, Amphibia, Anura, Ranidae. The record is from the annotation of a GenBank genome assembly.
UUGCAGACAUGGAAGACAGUGAUGUGACAUCUUCUUCAGAUGAAGAUGAGUCUUCUUCUAGUACUCCUCCUCCAGAUGAAAAUGCUCGAUCUGCAGAAAGGAAAGACUCUGUUUGGUCUCUUGGAGAAGGACCACCAGAUGAUGCGGACAAGAGGGAUAAUUCACAACGAUCAACUUUAUUUAUUGAGAAACCCAGUAGUGGAACAGUAGGUGUGGGUGGUGAUAUUAAGUUUACGGCAAAAGUGGAGGCAAAAGAUCUCCUCCGUAAACCUAUUGUGAAGUGGCUGAAAGGAAAAUGGAUGGACUUGGCAAGUAAAGCUGGAAAGCAUCUUCAACUUAAGGACACAUUUGACCGUGUUAAUAAGACAUACACAUAUGAAAUGCAAAUCCUAAAGGCAAAGGAGAACUACGCUGGGAACUACAGAUGUGAAGUAACAUAUAAAGAUAAAUUUGACAGCUGCUCAUUUGAUCUUGAAGUUAUUGCUGCACCAGAUGCUUCCCAAACUCUGGACAUUAGAUCUGCAUUCAAGAGAAGUGGUGAAGGACAAGAAGAUGCAGGAGAACUUGACUUUAGUGGUCUCCUGAAACGUAGAGAGGUUAAGCCAGAAGAAGGUCCAGAGAUAGAUGUAUGGGAGAUCCUGAAGAACGCCAGUCCCAAUGAAUAUGAGAAGAUUGCAUUUCAGUAUGGUAUUACAGACCUGAGGGGGAUGCUCAAAAGACUGAAACGUAUGAGAAGAGAGGAGAAGAAGAGCGCAGCUUUUGCCAAGAUAUUGGAUCCCGCUUAUCAAAUCGACAAAGGAGGACGCGUGAGAUUUGUUGUUGAGCUUGCAGAUCCAACAGUGGAGCUCAAAUGGUAUAAAAAUGGUCAGGAGAUACGACCAAGUACGAAGUACAUAUUUGAGCAUAAAGGAAACCAAAGGAUACUGUUUAUUAAUAACUGCACAUUGGCAGAUGAUGCUGCAUACCAAGUGUGUGCUGGAGAUGAAAAGUGCUCUACAGAGUUGUUUGUUAGAGAACCACCAGUGCUGGUCACAAAAGAGCUGGAGAAUGUCAGCACGUACUGUGGAGAAAGAGUGGAACUGGAUUGUGAGGUAUCUGAUGAAGAAGCCAAUGUGAAAUGGUUUUAAAAAUGGUGUUGAGCUUACCAAUGAACCAAGGUCAAGGUACAGACUAAAGGUGGAUGGCAAAAGGCACAUACUGAUUAUAGAUGAAGCAGACAGAGGGGACUCAGCCACCUAUUCUGUGAUGACCACAGGAGGACAGUCAGCAGCUCAAGUACAAGUUGACCUGCGACCACUGAAAAUAUUACAACCCCUGACUGAUAUGACUGUGAAUCUUGGCAAGGAAAUUCAUUUGAAGUGUGAAAUCUCUGAGAAUGUUUCCUGGAAGGUGGUACAGAAAUGGCCAGCUUAUUUAUGGCAGUGACCGCAUUAAGAUAUUUCAUAAGGGAAGGAAUCACAGAUUAGUUAUAGCAAAUGCACUUGUUGAAGAUGAAGGUGAUUAUGUAUUUGUUCCCGAUCUUUACCUUAUUAAUAUUCCAGCCAACGUACAUGUCAUUGAUCCUCCAAGAAUCCAUUUUGAUUCUCUCAAUUAUCCGGAUAAUACUGUGGUAGUUGUAGCAGGAACAAAGCUGCGGCUUGAGGUGCCAGUUACUGGUGAACCCGCACCUAAAAUUAUCUGGAGUAGAGGAGAUAAGUGGAUCACAGAUCUGAGUGGUCGUAUAAGGGCAGAGUCGUUCCCUGAUCAUGGACUUCUAGUCAUUGACUCUGCUGAGAAGGAAGAUACUGGGACAUACAGGAUGAUGGUAAAGAAUGAAGCAGGUGAAGCUGUAGCUCACAUCAAAAUAAAGGUUGUUGAUAUACCUGAUGCACCACUAGCUCCUGAUGUGACUGAGGUUGGAGAGGACUGGUGUACUAUGAAAUGGGACCCACCAUUAUAUGACGGUGGAUGCCCUAUUACGGGGUACUUUAUUGAAAGAAAAAAGAAGCAGAGCUCCAGGUGGAUGAGAUUAAAUUUUGACUUAUGUAAGGAUACCUUUUUUGAACCCAAAAAAAUGAUUGAAGGUGUGGCUUAUGAGGUCCGGGUUUUUGCUGUCAACUCAAUAGGGAUUUCUAAACCAAGCCUGCCCUCCAAACCUUUUGUCCCACUAGCUGUCACAAGUGCACCAACCAUGAUGACCGUAGAUGGAGUAACUGAUACCACAGUGACAAUGAAAUGGAGACCCCCUGACCACAUUGGUGCUGCAGGGUUAGAUGGUUAUGUUAUUGAGUACUGCUUUGAAGGAGGUAAACAUUCAGAAAUCAUGUCCCUAGCCUCUACUUUUUGUCUAAUCCUCAUUUGCUUAACAAUAAUGAACCUAACAAUAAACAGUACUGAAUGCUGUCAUGCUUUAUUCAUGUCACGAUUUAUAGUUUAA